Nasonia vitripennis (jewel wasp) is the source of this 7762-nucleotide messenger RNA. RefSeq names its product protein phosphatase PHLPP-like protein (gene Phlpp). Lineage: Eukaryota; Metazoa; Arthropoda; Insecta; Hymenoptera; Pteromalidae. The record is from RefSeq and is a predicted model, not a curated record. The coding region runs from base 2814 to 7460 and encodes 1548 amino acids. The transcript has 18 exons. Gene Ontology annotation, molecular function: protein binding.
UGCGCAUCUCAUCCCGCGUGUAAUGGACGUCCUCGAAAUCAGAGCGGCCGAGCUCUCGCUUUUUUCGACGAUGAAAAUGCUGCCGCUCCGCUUUGAGGCGAACAAGCAACUGCAACUGCAACUAUUCAGCGCGACGCUGCCCUCUGCAGGCGUAUGGACGAGCCUCGCGGGCUGAGAAAUUUCCUCCUUCGGCACGGACAAGCGGGGCUAUAUUACGGGAUGACGACCGCAGCAGCUCGGAUGCACCGCCGUCGUGCUCGGGGCUGCUGUUUUACUCUUUCAAUUGCUUAUGCUUACGGCUUCUUACAGCUGCACUUCGCGCGCCCCAGCAGUUCAGCUCCGUAUUCCCUUUUACGCGCGGCGUUGUUCUUCGAGUGUCCGAUAAUCAUGCUUUAUGCGCGAGAUAAAAAAGAGCUGGAAAACGAGCCAGUCCGAGCGACCUGCUGUGCAUCAAGUAUAUGAUGCGGACGAAUACGAGUAACAGAAGCGCCGAGUACAGCACGAGCCCGCGAAAUUUAUGCUAAUUGCCCGAGCGUUUGACCGGCGCGCCGCGCUAAUUAAGGCUGCCCGCCUAUAUUUAUAUCCGCAUCCCCCGGCGCCGCGGUUAUCUUUUCGCCCGCCGCGGCCGGCCCCCGCUAACGGCGCUUGAAUUAACGCGCGCCUAUUUCAAAAUUCAUUACGGCGCGGGGCACGCAUAGACGGUUCAUCCUGCGAAAUACGUGCACGCGUACGCGCAACGAAUUCGCUAAUCAAUUACACGCGUCGUUAUGCGAGUUCGAGUCGCGAAAAAGUGUCCCCGCGUCCAGCAAUUAGCGCGGGACGUGUACGCGCGUAAGGCAGCGGGCGGCCUGCAAAUUUUUACACGGAAUUCGCGUUAGCGGAUUUCAGCGCGCUCUUCUAUUUCGUUAUGCGCCUCUCAGUCUCGCGCGCGCGUCGCGCCCGGCCAGAGAACACUCGCGCGUAUAGGGUAUGCGCGGCGCUGGCAGAACAAGGCAAUUUACGAGAGCAGCUAAUUACAUAAGGCGCGCGCGAAGAAUAAUUUCACUCGGAUUUUCCAGCCAGCGCGCCAGUUGAUAAGAUUUAUUAAACUCUCGGCUUUUUCCUUUUUGAUACGCGGCUCUGCAGGCGGCCGGGCUCACGUUUACGGCAGCCGCGGCAUUUUUCCGAGCUUUCGCCUCCGCUCGAUCUCCGCCGGCGAACUCAUCAGCGGCCGCGGGCGCCUGGAAUUUUUACUGCGUAGCCCGACUGCGCGGCCGAUCGAUCGCGCGCCGCCGCGUAUUUUUACGCGCCCGAAAAGUUGCGACGCUCCGGCGAUUCGGCGGCGCGCGCGAAAUGCCCCCCCCCCCCUCCUCUAUGUACACGGGAAUUCGUUUAGGCUUCAAGUGCGCGCGACGUUUAUACGAUCGCGACAAAGAGCCGCUACGGGAGGGGGUGCAACUUGCGUCAGGAAGGCCAUUAGUCGUUUUCGCGCGCUAUAGCUCCGACGUCGGUUAAAAGUUUCGCGAUAUAUCCGUCAAUCUCACUGCCGGCGCUGUCUCUCCUUUUCUCGGUUGCCGCCUUCACCUGCUGCCUCGUGCAUCCGAGGGCUUGGAUUUUCGUCGCGCGAUUAAAUGGCCUUUCAACUGGAUCGCCGUCCCGAUCGAGGCCCGCAGCGAACCCUUUGCGCUCGUACGUCGUCCAAUUCGGAAAAUGCGGAACAUACCUCCUGGCCGGAAAAACGGGAAAAAACAACGCGGCCAAUGAAAGAAACUCGCGCGGAAGAGGCAAAAGAAACGCGCUCCAGCGGUGCAUAAAAACAAACGGGUAGAAAUAAAUUAAUCGAUCAAUGAAUCGAGCCUUUGCGAGUCUGCGCAGAGGGGACAGGCCACGGCGAGCGAAAAUUGGAAAAGCGACAUGGACUCGACAAUUAUACCGCGUGCUAUUGUAGAUGUACAACGGCGAGACAGAAAAGGGGGAAUUCCGCAGGGACGGAAGUACAUCCUUCCCCCGGCGGGACUCGCUCGCGCGCGCGCUCACGCACACACGGGCGGAGCGUCCAACCUGUCUCUCUCUCUCUCUCUCUCUCUCUCUCUCUCUCUCUCUCCUGAGCGAGCGUUGGGUUCCCCCAUGAGAACGUCGCCGCCGUCGGCUCUCGGUGCGCGAGGCCCGGGAGGAUGUGGUUACCUUUCCCUUUCUCCUCGCGCGCUCUUUCGGCGUCGAAUCGGGGCCUGCACUCUUUGCACUUUCCGAUAGUGGAUCGAGAUGGACAACGUUCGGCACCCGCGAGCUCGCUCCCUCGGCGAAGACCGGGCGUUCGCGGAGCAUUCUUAUAGAGCCUCCCUGCCAGAACAAACACAAAGGAUGGCGAGGAGCGCGGAAAAAGAGAGGGAAGGGAGGGGCGAGGGCAAGGGAGAGAAAGACGCUAGCGGCGAAUAUGUAAAAAUAUGCGGCGGUCGUGGAGAGGAGCCGAGCGACGGCGCGCCGGGAGGGGGAAGACGCACGCCAGCGGAGAUCGGUCAACUGUGCGAGCGUGCGGCACAUUAGCCAGUCCGAUACGUGUGACCGAGCCGCGCUGCAGGCGCGAGCACUCACCUACGCGCGCAGUCCGAGCCUCGCGAUCCCUUUUUAUUCGGCGCGAUCGCAGCAGCAGCAGCAGCAGCAGCAGCAGCAGCAGCAGCAGCAGCAGCAGCAGCAGCACACCUCGGCGGUCCCUUCCCACGGACACAAGUGCAGCUUGAAGCGUGGCUAAUGCGGGCCACUCCCGCGAGCGCCGGCGCAUCUCGUGCUGGCCUUCUUCCACGACUGACCGCGAGUGCCGCGGACGAGGCGCGACGAUGGUGGUGAGCAAGGGCAAGCGCCCGAGCCUGCAGUGGGCGCAGGAGGCGCACAUCAACUGGGAGCUGAACGAGCGCAUCAGCCUGAGCAGCGGCGCGGGCUCCUGCGCGUCCGGCCGCUCCCGCUCCCGCUCCUGCCUGGAGCCGAGGAGCGACGCCGAGGAGCCGGGCGGCCCGGUGCAGCGCAGGUGGAACGCGGCCCAGUCCCGGCUGGAGCGCACCAACGAGGCCCUGGCCAACCGGCUCUCCCUCAUCGAGGAGCUCAACCGCAAGAUCCUGCUGAACUGCGAGCGCAGGCAGCGCGAGUCCGCCCACAGGAGUCGCCGCCGCCGGCAGCUGGAGCCUCCUCGGGAGCCCCGGCGCCCGGACCCGAGUCCCUCGGACAGGAGCGAGUGCACGCUGCAGCGGAGCGGCCGGCGCAGCCCCGAGGAGGACGCCCAGGAGAGGAGCGUCCUGCGGGAGCUCAACGAGGCGAUCGACCGCUUCGAGCUCGACGGCUCCAAGGCGGCGAGCUGCCACGACUCCUCCUGGGACUCGGGCGUCGGCGCCGAGGCGGCCCCCGGCCCGGCCAGCGGCACCGGCUGGCUGCGCGUCCACACGGGGCUCGAGAGCAGCCUCGUCUACCUGAGCCUCGAGACCAGCGCGGCCGACCUCUGUCGGGAUCUCCUCCUGGCCGACAACCUCGCGCUCUUCGUGCAGUACGGAGGCGAGCCAGGCAGCAGAUUGUCACCGGGCGAGCGACCGUUGGAGCUGCAGGAGCAGCUGCUGCUGAGACUGGGCUACCGGGAGACGGCCAGGCGGACCCGCCUCGGCCUCGACCAGGAGCUCCGGCAUCUCAUCGCAUUUCACGUGGGACCCGCAGCGCCACUGGACGAGCUUCGGGGCUACAGCAGAUGCGGCUACGCCCUGGUAUUAAAGGGAUUAGUUUUUCCGCAAUGGAAAAAGCGAGCGCUCGCCGUCGUCGGCUCGCGGCUCUUCCUUUAUCCCGCCUGCUCGGAGUCUCAGCCCGAGUGGAUGGAGCUGUCCGCCGGAGGUUCGGUCUGCUGCGCCCCUGCGAGGCUGGGGAAGCUCGUGCUCAGGGUGACCGGGUUCCCGGCCAGGAUGGCCGGCCCGCAGCAGGCGAGGCAUCUCUACCUGGGCUUCCAGCACCCCUGGGACCGGGAUCUCUGGCGCCGCUGGCUCAAGCAGGCCUGCAGCAAGAGCGCGGAGCAGCCGGGCAAAUUGGACAUGAGCGAAUGCGGAGUGGCGCGGCUGCCCGAGGCGGUGCGCGCCUACGCCGGCGUGCGCCACUUCUUUCUGGGUCACAACCAACUGGAGCCCCUCGACGGCAACCUCAAGCUGCUGCUCAGCCUGCCGGAACUGGAGGAGCUGCACCUGGAGAACAAUCGGCUGGGCGAGCUGCCCGGCCAACUGCUGGCCCUCGGCAAGCUCACCUUCCUCGACCUCUCGGACAACGGGAUCCAGCGGCUGCCGGCGGACGUCGCCUCGCUUGCCAGCCUGAGAGAGCUGAUACUCGAUCGCAAUGACAUCAAGGAACUGCCGGACGAAAUCGGGGAGCUGCGCCAAUUACAGCACAUCUCGCUCGCGGGAAACUUGAUCGAGAUCCUGCCCGGCUUCCUCCUCGAGAUGCGCACCCUCGGCUUGAGCGAGGCGAGCGGCGCGGAGGCUGCUGCCAAAGCCACCGCCGAGGAAAGGAGCAAUUUGCAGGACAACGGCGCCAGCGCCGGGAGCAGCAGUCUCUACAAAGUCAAUUUGCGAAACAACCAGCUCAAAGGGAACAUCAUUCUCGGCAACUACGGGCGCCUGACGCAUCUCGAUCUCAGCGAGAACAGCAUCGAGAAGCUCGACCUGAGUGCCCUCCAGGAGCUGCGGAGCGUUAGGUGCGCCAGGAACGAGUUGACCGAGUUGACUCUCUGCGGCCGCAGCCUGGUCUCGCUCAUUGCCGGAAACAACAAGCUGAAAAGAUUGAGCAUUGUCCCGGCCCCGGUGAACCUCGAGCACCUCGACGUUUCCUACAACGAGCUGGACAGCCUGCCGGAGUGGACGCCGGACCUGCCGGUGCUGCGGGCCCUGUUCGCCUCGCACAACGCCCUGACCGGGCUGCCCGAGCGGCUCCUGUCUCAGCCGGCGGCGUCGCGGCUCGAGGUCCUCCACUUGCCGCACAACCGGCUGCAGGCGCUGCCCCCGCCCAGGCGGCAGCUCGGCCUCGUCCACCUCACGCUCCAGGGCAACGCCCUCACCGCCCUGCCCGUCAACUUCUUCGCCAACACCCUCAAGAUGAAGGUCCUGAAUCUCUCCAACAAUCGAUUAUCCGAGCUGCCCCACAACUAUGCGGAGGAGCCCAGGGCCCGCAGCGAUAGGCAGGAGCCCGCAGCCUUGGAGAAGCUCUAUCUGACGGGCAACUCCUUGACGAAUACCGCCCUCGACGCCCUCGCGAAAUUCGCCGCGCUCAGGGUGCUGCACCUCGCCUACAACGCGCUGGACACGCUGCCCGAGAGCUGCGUGGCCCAGUGGACGGAGCUGGAGGAGCUGGUGCUGUCGGGGAACAAGCUCCAGUACCUGCCCGACAACGUGGCGAAUCUGGCGCACCUGCGAGUCCUCAGGGUUCACUCCAAUCGACUACUGACUUGCCCGGGCUUCAACAAAACUUCCUCCCUAAAGGUCCUCGAUCUCGCGCACAACCACCUGGAUCGGCUGAAUCUCGACAACCUUCUCUCGGCCCAGCUCCAGUUCCUGGACAUCUCGUGCAAUUCGCGGCUCCACCUGGACCCCCGGCAGUUGCAGUCGUACAACAGUUCGCGCAGGCCUCUCUCGCUGGUCGACGUCUCGGGCCAGAGCAGGUCGCCGGGCUGCCUCCAGCCGCAGCCCCAGCCACCGCAGCAGCAGCAGCAGCAACGCAACGAGCGAGAGUUGCACCUUCCCUGGAGGCUGGGCUUCUCCGAGACGGCUGGCACCCGCGAGAGACUUCUAGUGAGCCAGGUGCGCAUGCCGGCCUUCUGCAACGCGGAGGGCCUCUUCGGCCUCUUCGACGGCGGCUCGAACCAGGAGCCGCCCAGCUCGCUCCAGGAGAUGAUCCCCCGACUCCUGCUGGAGGAGCGGACCGUCAAGGAGACCAGGAGCGAGUACCUGCGCUACACCCUGCUCUCGGCGCACCGGGAGCUGCGCGAGCGGGGCCAGAAGUACGGCGUCGACGCGGCCCUCGUCCACAUCAGCAGGCUGCCAGGCGGCCCCGGGGACGACGCCGAGGCGGAGCGGCCGCGCUUCCUGCUGACGGCGGCGAGCUGCGGCGAGGCCCGGGCCGUGCUCUGCCGGGCCUCGGGCCCGCUGCAGCUGGCCAAGGGGGCCAGCGCUUCGCAGUACCUGCCGCGGCUCCAGGCGGCCUUAGCCCAGCAGCAGCAGCAGCAAGGACGGCAGCAGACUCGGCGACUCCUGCCGAUCGCGCUACCGGAACCCACCAGUCAGGAGGUGAUCCUCGAGGAGGACGACGAGUUCGUGAUAAUCGGCAACCGGCGGCUCUGGGAGGUGCUCAGCAUCCAGGAGGCCGUGCGCGAGGCCCGGGCCGAGGCCAACCCGGUGCUCGCGGCCAAGCGGCUGCAGGACCUCGGCCAGGCCUACGGCGCCGAGGACAACCUCAGCGUGAUGGUCGUGCGGCUGUCGAGCCCGGGCGCGGCCGACGAGCCGCUCAGCCGACUGCUGAUGCGCGAGCUGCGACAGGCCGUCCACUCGAAGGCCCUCGGCCGGCCGCAGCAGGGAGCCGGAUGCACGUGUCCGUGCUGCAUGCCGAGGCCGUCGCCGCGCGGGACGCCCGCGGCCUGCUGCUGUCACGCGGCCGCAGCCAGCGAGGCCGGCUUCUACCUCGGCGGCCUGCCGGGCGACGUCGCGAGCGCGAGCGGGCUCCAAUGUCAUUGCAGCUCGAGCGCGAAAUCCAGCCGCAGCAGCCAGCGAGCCUCGGCGAGGGAGGCCCGACCGCAGCGCGAGGAGCGCAGCUCGCCGAGCGGCCAGUCCGACCAGGCGAGCGAGGCCGGCCUCUUCGAGCCCCGCUCGAGGCGCCGGGCCUCGGGCAGCCGCUUCUGCUCCGCGAGCGCCAGCGCCUGCAAGGCCCGGCAGCAGCAGCAGCAGCAGCAGCAGCAGCAGCAGCACGAGAGGACGCCGCCGCCCAGCGACGAGCAGCUGCGCUGCUGGGAGUACAUGCUCGAGCAGAACACGCAGCUGCUGUUCGACAAGGAGCUGGACACCCUGACGAGCGUGCCCAGGAGCGGCAGCUCCGGCCUGCGCCGAGCCGGUCAGUCCCGCUCGACGCCCCAGCUGGGCGCCAGCAGCUCCGGCCUGCCCUUCCUCUCGCGGCGCUUCGGCAGCGCCCGGUCCUUCGACAACAGCAGCGCGGCCAACAGCGCGGCCAACAGCGCGGCCAACAGCCCGGCGGUCCAGCAGCCGGUGCCCUUGCUCCGCUCGGCCUUCGGGGGCAGCGGCCGACGCCUGCUCAACGGCGGACCCAACGCGGCCUACUUCGGCAGCCUGCAGCGCCUCAUGCCCUACAACCUCGAGUACGACUUUGCCGUCAUCCAGGAGAGGGCCGCCCUCGACUCGCUCGAGCAGGACGCCUCCAGGAUGCAGCAGUACUGGGGUGUCGCCACGACCGAGCUCUGAUGCGCCAUGGCUCUCUGCGCGGCGGCUGCCUGGCGGGACAGUAUGCUCGAUCCACACAUCGCCGAAAAUCAUCGAAAUCAUUGGCCGUACUCGUUAUAACUUGCGGCUUCCUCCUUAUCGAUCGGUUCGAAGAACGCGGGGGCCAUCAGCUACACUGAUCCACGUCCGAUAAGAGUUAAUUAAUAUUUAUACUCCUAGAAUGGGAGAAUAGAAGAAGCUCUGCGCGUGUGUACCAGGGAAUGUAAAUUUUGUACAAACCAAUCAAAUUAAAUUAAUGAAAUAAAUGAACGUUUUCCCAACAA